This is a messenger RNA of Cladophialophora yegresii CBS 114405, 930 nucleotides long. RefSeq lists its product as uncharacterized. Gene Ontology annotation, biological process: adenylate cyclase-activating G protein-coupled receptor signaling pathway. Gene Ontology annotation, cellular component: plasma membrane. NCBI's taxonomy places the organism in Eukaryota, Fungi, Ascomycota, Eurotiomycetes, Chaetothyriales, Herpotrichiellaceae. The coding region runs from base 1 to 930 and encodes 309 amino acids. Gene Ontology annotation, molecular function: G protein-coupled receptor activity. The transcript has a single exon. The record is from RefSeq and is a predicted model, not a curated record.
AUGAACUUCAUUACAUCAAAGCCGCUAGAAGUACCUAUUCUCGAGCCGCUUGAGGGAAAUGAAGCUGGAAACAUGAUGGUGCGCGGGAGUGGGUGGUCAGGGGAGAUUCAUACCCCACCUACCGCCUACGCUGAGCGACCUUUGGCUGCCAGAGAACCCGAUUCAAAGCGCGAGGGUGAUUCGCAUAAACAGCCCAAAGAAUCUACCACCUACGGCGACUUAAAGGCGACACCAGGCGCCCAGGGAACGAGAUCAAAGAAUGCUGCUGACAGACUCGACGAUCCACUCAGGAAGACUCGGAUGGCCAUUCGUAGGCAAUUACGGUAUUUAUUCAUCUACCCUCUGGUAUACAUCGUCAUGUGGAGCUUCCCCUUCGCGUCACACGCUUUAAACUACAGCGAAUAUUACGUUCAGCAUCCUGUCUUCUGGCUCUCCGUGGUCCAGACUAUGAUGCUAAGUCUGCAAGCUGGGGUUGACAGCAUCAUGUUUUCGUGUUCAGAGAAGCCUUGGGGAAAGGUCGACGCAUCGAAAUUUUCCAUCUCGUUUUUCUGGCGCUGGAGCAAAGCCUUUCUACAACGCCGCAGUUUCCAGAAAUCUUCGGUCUCAUCGGUGGGUCAGCCGGCUCAGCAGCAACCCGUGAACAACCACAACCCGACCUGGUGGGAAGCGGAAGGUCGUCGUCGCAAUGACAGCGUAUGGCUUGGGACCAACACCAUCUCACACACGAUAUCUUCACUUGCGACUCGCACACGAUCAAGAAGUCCACGCAAGCAAAGACAAGGUCUCAAUUCGCGGCCAGGGAGCUGUGAGCAGGGGACUGUGGUUGUUCCUCGGCUUGAGCCCGUCUCAGCAGGAACAGGCACGCUGUCGCUGGAUCAGAAUGCCCCAGAAGAACAUAGUGCUGGAAGUGCUUCAAAGUACCAGAGUUAG